This is a messenger RNA of Mesocestoides corti, 1377 nucleotides long. The record is from the annotation of a GenBank genome assembly. NCBI's taxonomy places the organism in Eukaryota, Metazoa, Platyhelminthes, Cestoda, Cyclophyllidea, Mesocestoididae.
AUGGUGGGCAAGGAGUUUAUCAACCUCUUCAAUAGCUUUCACGCUACCUACAACCUCUCCGUUGACGAUUUUGCAGACCGCUUGAAUUUAUUUACCGUCCUCCUGUUUCUUCUUUGCACAAUCCUCAUUUCAGCAAAACAAUAUGUAUUUAACUCAAUCUCCUGUUACAUCCCUGUCCAGCCAUCAGGAAGCGAAUUUAAAAACUACCUUGCUGACUACUGCUGGGUCCAUGGCACAAUCCCACUUCGAUCGCAUGAGCGAAUGCCCACCACAGCUGACGAGUGGAAUUUGUACGACCGACAUCGCAGAAUUACCUACUAUCAGUGGGUGCCGUUUUUGUUGGGACUUCAAUGCAUCAUUUUCUACCUGCCGCAUCUGCUUUGGGAGGUUAUUUGCAACUCUCGUGCGGGUGGUGACGUCUUCACGCUGAUUCAGACUGCCAAAAAGGCGGGCUCUGGGAGCCGCAAUGACCGUAAAAAGGAAGUCCAAAGAGUGGCCGAAUUCCUCGAGGACAUGAUUGAGACCCAUCGAUGCCCACGUCGUGGACGUCGGGCAGCCCUCGUGAACAAGAUUUACAGCAACUGUGGUCUUUGUGUGAUAAGCAAACGCAUGGGAACCUGUCUCGUGUGGUCCUACUUGGCCCUGAAAGUGAUCAUGAUAUUGAACGCGGCCCUGCAACUCCACCUCAUUCAGAUAUUCCUUGGAUUCACGGGGCACUACAUCAUACCUCAGUCAAUGGAUUCAGUAAUGCAGGCGAAAUCUCAUGAUUUAACAGAAAAGAACGAGCAGGGCUAUCUUUUCGGUUGGGCCGUUGUGAGCUACAUUCGUUCGGGUCGGGAGUGGCCAGAAACCCUGCUCUUCCCACGUGUGGCUUACUGUCGUGUGCCAAGCAUCCGUCUAGUUGGUGGUGAAAACGCAUAUACCGCACAAUGUGCCCUCCCAAUCAACAUGCUUAACGAGAAGAUCUACAUUUUCCUUUGGUUCUGGAUUCUCUUCCUCUUGUCAAUGGGUAUCCUAAGUUUCGUCCUAUGGAUCUUUCGCACUGCCAGCCCAUUCCACAGACACCGCUACAUCGCCAGAUACUUACGCGUGUGCAAAUUGGAGGAUGAAAUGAGGAGAAGGAGUGAACCGACAGGCGGGACAACGUCAGUGAAGAACUUUGUGGACGACUACCUCAGGCAGGAUGGGGUCUUCUUGAUCCGAAUGGUGGCGAUCAACGUGGGUCAUGUGAUGGCGACAGACGUCGUCGAGGCGAUUUGGCAAAGUUACCGAGAGAAAGUUGAGGGAUCAACUUCACCACUGACCACCUCCUCCUCCCUAGAUAAGCCAAGCGCCCCUCAAGAAAAGAUUCGCAAGAUUGACGUGGGGUUCGUCUAA